AUGUAUCUCUGUCUUGCCCCAAAAAUUGUAAAAUGGUUUAAAACAGAAUUAAGUACCAUUAAUAUAUCAACAGAACAAAAUGAUAGUUUGGUAGAAGGAGAUUAUGUAUAUACGGGUGUAUUUACACCAUCACCAUUUGAUCCCGAAUAUCGAUUUACGCAUGGUGUCACAUAUGUAUGUGGAACAGAUAAAUGCAAUAAUCCAGAUAUAUUAAAAUUAUUGCUACAAUCCGUAUCAGUAUCCAUUGAUUUUAAUAAAAUUGAACCAUUGUUAGUAUCAAAUCAAACGUUACCGAACCCACAAGAAUCCUGCUUAAUUUAUUCAAAUAUUUCUAAUGAUUCUUGUCCAAUUGAACAGAAUUGUACUUAUUGUGCAUUACUAAUGGAAACACUAAAUUUAGCAGCAACAAAAGUUUGUGCUUACUGUGAAGAUAUUCAGAUUUCACCAUCAUUUUACCAAUUAACUGAUGAAACUAUUCAUCAAUUUCAAGGUCGACAGCUUCGUAGUGUAUUCAUGGUCAAUUGUAAUGUGCCACAAUGUAAUUCGAUUCAAACUGUUCGAACUAUACAAAACAUGUACAAGAAUGAGUUUAAUUUUGACACCUUUUUAACACCAACGUCAUCAUCAUCAUCAUUAUUUACUUUUGUUUCAUCAACAGCAACAACUAUCGUUUUUGGUCACUUUCUACAAAUAAUUUUGUUGUAAAGUAUUCCAAUUUAUUUAUCUACAAAAACUUGUUACCUUUUAAACAUUCAGUUAGCAGUAGCAAAAAAAACUGGAUGUUCACACAUGAAACAGAGUUAAACCGGUCCGGUCCGACCGGUCUGAAAGUGUAACCGGACCGGUUGAAAUUAUAACUCAAACCGGCGAAAAACCGGUAAAAUAUCGGUGAAAACCUGGCGAAGUUGUUUGAAAAUCGGUUUUCAGAAAGAAUUUUUCCCAGAAAUAAAAUAGUUUGCGAGCAUAUGUGGGACAACCUUCACAAUAACGAGUCUAUAAUCUUUAACUUUAAAACAAGUGAUGAAAAAAAAUAAUAGGUAUCUUGAACAUCGUCUUAUUUAUUCUGACUAAAAAAGACUUGAAAUUUUAGUUUUUGGCGGAAAAUAGGGUAAAAAGAGCAGAUGUUUCAAAAGUUUCAACCGGUGAAAUACCGGUCUUUACCUGCUCGGUUGACUUUUUCAACCGAACACUGGAUCUUGUCCGGUACCGGUUCCAGCUCUGCUCUAGAUGAUAUUGCAAAAAAAUAACUAUUAACCGUAUUUUCUUCGAAUUAAAAGCAUCGCUUCUUGUUUUUAUCCUUCAUUGGUAAACUUAAGUGACUGAAUUAAGAAAAACAUUGAUGUAAUUCAAUCAAGAAAAAUGCUUAGUAAUCACUUUAGAUCUGAGAAAUAUUUAUUUUAUCUUGCACCAUCGUAUCGGUUUCAUGUGUGAAAAUUCUGUUUUGCUGCUGCUGCGAACUGAAUGUUGUUGAAUGACUCACCGACAUACUCUGCGAUAUCUCGGUUGAUUUAGCAUGGAAAUUUCUAUUACAAAUUUUAUUUUAUACAUUAAAAUCGGUUUGGCAUACAAUUUCAGAUUUGUGUAAGCUGAUUUAUAUUAGACAACUAAAAUUUGGAUUUUACAUAGGCCAAUCCUAAUUUCUUUCUAGAAUACACGUAUAGUUCGCUAGAGACAGUUGAUCAGGGUGAAUCAACUCGAUCUCUAUGGGCAUCUCGAUUUUAUGUCUACAUGCUUAUCAUCAAUUUAAAUUUGAAUUACCUCUACAACCUAUAUAUAAAAAUCUCGUCAUGGUUACAAGAGACAUGUAUAACUUUUCAGCCAAAACAUACCGUAAAAUCUGAUUUCACAAACUAUAGCAACGGACCAAAAAACGACAAUGAAAAUAACUUCGCAUGUGAAAACAUAACACUUCUUAGCCACCUAAAAAUAGUAAUCAACCGAUACUCAGAAAAUAACAAUGAUACUACACAAAACGCUACUAUACUUAAUAUUAAAUUCUAUCUCAUCUUCGGCAAAAUCUGACAGUCUACAAUUUGUUUCUACUAAAAAUAACACGAAAAACAUCUGUUACACAACUAUCACUAAAAUCAAUCUUGUAUUAAUUCCAUAAUAAAUCAUUUUGAGCUAUUACGGAUACCUCCUGUCAGAAACCUAUCAUACUCCCUAGACAUCCGAUUUUGACGCACUUUUCAUAUAAUCUAAAAUAGUGGAAAAAAGUUUAGAAACAAACUUGUUUUUAUUCUUUCUCGCGACUCCGAGUAGCUACAAUAAAUCUGAGGAUAGGUUCGUACAGCGCUGAUUUGGAUGUGUAUAUAUGUCACAGGAUAGAACAACUUAAAAUUUCAAUUUUAUCCGGAUAUUUUCUAGGAAAAAUUAAAAUUUUCCUGAAUUUUAAUUUCUCCUGCGACAUAUAUAUAUAUUAUUCAAAAAUUUAACUUAACUUUAACCUGCUUAGAAAAAAAAUGUUUUCUCAGAAAUCGAGGAUCUUUAAAAACCCUACGCAAACACUUUUCCCAUCAUUCUGUAAGAUAGAGCAAAGACUUCUCUUCAAAAUGAGAUCCUCUGCAGUGCUUCACAACCUUUUUUCAUUGAAUUAUGACUUUUAUACUCCAAACUCCAAAGUGACAAUCAGCCUCUCACAGCUCUUUUUUUUCAUAACAUUUCUUAGACUUCUGCUUGUGGGGCUUUUGGUGUAAAAGCCAUAAUUCAAUGAAAAAAAGUUGUGGAGCACUGCAGAAGG
Didymodactylos carnosus is the source of this 2740-nucleotide messenger RNA. Lineage: Eukaryota; Metazoa; Rotifera; Eurotatoria; Philodinida; Philodinidae. The record is from the annotation of a GenBank genome assembly.